AACAGCAUAACAGGGGAAACACAGGGACGUCAACAAAACAGGAGGCUGGCCACGGUGAAGCUUGAGCAAGGGGGCAGGGACCAGAAGAGAGGGAGUGGGAUUGGGAAGGCAAUUGGAUAUUAUUAGGGUUCAAGGGGGAGGAAGGGGGUUGUCUUCUGCUCCAUGAAUGGGGCUCUCGGUUGAUGUUGUAGCACGCGCCUCGAUUCUCAACGGCGCGCCCGCUAUGGCCAUGGCGCCCAGAUGCCUUUGUGUUGCAGUGCAGCAUUGCCACCCCGCGGCCGCAAACGGCAUGAUGCAGAGCCUCCGGUACUUGCAGCGAGGGCAGUUAUGGGCCACGGCGCUCGGGCUGCGUGGCUCCGCGCAGCAGCUGGCUUUCGUGCGCUCGUUGGGGAGCUGGAGCUCGCCUGUGCCCGAGAGGACGGCCUCGUCCAAGCGCCGGGCACGGGGACCGAUCAUGGCUGCUGCUAAGAAGGCCGCAGGCGAAGGUGGUUCGCAAGAUGGCGGUCAAUACAAAGAUACGGUAGACUUACCGCAAACAAGUUUUGGCAUGAAGGCCAAUGCCGUACAAAGAGAACCUGAGAUUCAAAAGCUAUGGGAGGAGAGACAGAUUCUUCAAAGGAUGAUGGAAAGGAAUACUGGGGAAAUCUUUACGCUUCAUGAUGGACCUCCAUACGCGAAUGGCGAGCUUCACAUGGGCCAUGCCCUGAACAAGAUUCUGAAAGAUUUCAUAAACCGUUAUCAGCUUUUGCAAGGUCGGAAGGUCUACUAUGUUCCUGGUUGGGAUUGCCAUGGUUUGCCCAUUGAAUUGAAAGUGCUUCAAUCAAUGGAUGCAGAAGCGAGGAAGGAAUUGACACCUAUUAAGCUUAGGAAAAAGGCUGCUCAGUUUGCUCAGAAGACGGUGAACGAGCAGCGCAAAUCAUUUAAGAGGUUUGGAGUGUGGGGAGAUUGGGAAAAUCCUUAUCUGACACUUAGUCCUGACUAUGAAGCUGCCCAGAUUGGCGUGUUUGGGAAAAUGUUUCUGAAUGGUCACAUUUAUAGAGGUCGGAAACCUGUACAUUGGAGCCCAUCAUCUGGAACUGCCCUUGCUGAAGCAGAGCUUGAGUAUCCCGAGGGCCACACAUCAAAAAGUAUCUAUGUGGUUUUCAAAAUGAUUGAGUUGAGCGAUAAUUUUCCUGAAUCUUUGAAGCCGUUGCUACCCAGCAUGGGUGUUGCUAUCUGGACUACAACACCUUGGACUAUCCCUGCUAAUGCAGCUGUUGCAGUGAACGACAAGCUUACUUAUGCAGUGGUCGAGAUAAAGUCGUCCACCCCAUCCGAGGGAGAGUCGGAAGCUUAUCCAACAGGCAAGGGGAAGGCAAGAAGGGGGUCUGCUUUAUUAGAUCCCCAAGUGAAGCACGUGAUAGUAGCAGCGGAUCUUGUCCCUGCUCUAGAAGCUAAGUGGGGUGUCUCAUUGGAAGUGAAAGGGACAUUUCCUGGCUCAGCCCUUGAGCACAGCAGGUAUAGACAUCCUUUGGAAGAGCGUGAGAAUCCUGUUGUAGUUGGGGGAGAUUAUAUUACUACCGAGUCAGGAACCGGUUUGGUGCACACAGCACCUGGACAUGGUCAAGAAGAUUACAUCACUGGACUGAAGUAUGGUCUUCCUCUGCUCUCUCCAGUAGACGAUAACGGCAACUUCACUUCCGAAGCAGGGCAAUUUUCGGGUCUGAACGUGUUAGGGGAAGGCAAUUCGUCAGUGGUGACAGCACUUGAUUCGCAUUCAGUCCUUUUGAUGGAAGAAGCUUAUGUGCACAAAUAUCCCUACGAUUGGAGAACAAAGAAGCCCACUAUUUUUAGGGCUACUGAGCAGUGGUUUGCUUCUGUCGAAGGAUUCAGACAAACAGCACUGGAGGCAAUUCGUAGUGUGCAAUGGGUGCCCGCAACGGGAGAGAAAAGGAUCACAUCUAUGACUGUUAGCCGAUCCGAUUGGUGCAUCUCCAGACAAAGGAGCUGGGGUGUGCCAAUUCCUGUCUUUUACCACGUGGAGUCUAAUGAACCCCUUAUGACCCAAGAGACGAUUGCUCACAUACAAGCAAUUAUUGCUCAAAAGGGUAGUGAUGCUUGGUGGUACAUGAGCGUUGAAGAUCUUUUGCCAGCUGAAUACCGUGGGCAAGCCAACAUGUACAAGAAGGGCAUGGACACAAUGGAUGUGUGGUUUGAUUCAGGAUCUUCUUGGGCAGCUGUUGUGGCCGCUAGGAAGGAAUUGAGGUCUCCAGCCGACUUGUAUUUGGAAGGCAGUGACCAACAUCGUGGCUGGUUCCAAAGUUCACUUCUCACCAGCGUGGCCACUGAAGGAAGAGCGCCAUACAAGACAGUAUUGACACACGGGUUCGUUCUCGAUGAGAGGGGUCAUAAGAUGAGCAAAUCUCUAGGAAAUGUGGUGGAUCCUCGAAGUGUCAUUGAGGGAGGCAAAAAUCAGAAGGCUGAACCAGGGUAUGGGGCGGACGUUUUGAGGCUUUGGGUGUCAAGUGUCGAUUACACUGGUGACGUCAUGAUUGGUCCUCAGAUUGUACGUCAGAUGUCAGAAAUAUAUCGCAAGCUCCGAGGCACUUUGCGUUACUUGCUGUCGAAUCUUCAUGACUGGAAGCCUGAAGAGCACAGUGUUGCAUAUGAAGAUCUGCCGAAAUUGGACCAGUAUGCACUUUUUCAGCUAGCAUCUGUCGUGGACGGAAUUGAAGAUAGUUACAACAAAUAUCAAUUUUACAGGUUUUUCCAGCUGAUGCAACGGUUUAUAGUGGUGGAUUUGUCAAACUUCUAUUUUGACACUGCAAAGGACCGGCUUUACACGGGGGGUAGGGAAAGUUACACAAGAAGGAGCUGUCAAUCUGUGUUAGCGGCACAAUUACUAUGCUUGGUGCGUGCCAUUGCACCAGUUUUACCACACAUGGCUGAGGAUGCCUGGUCCCACCUUCCCUUUUCCUUCCACCUGGAUAACGGUUCUUUGGCAGAAACUGUCUUUGAAGCAGCUUGGCCCAAGGUUGAUGCAAGAUGGCUUUCGGUUUCUGAAGAAGAUCUCUCACUUUGGAGUGCUUUACUUCAGGUUAGAGGACUAGUAAAUCAGAAACUGGAGGAGGCACGGAAUAACAAGUUGAUUGGAGCCAGCUUGGAUGCUAAGGUCUAUUUGCAUGCAUCGUCGAAGGAUCUCCAACAGGGUCUAAUUUCAAUGUGCGGAUCAAGUGACGUCGAUCACCUGAAACGUAUCGUGUUGACCUCUCAGGUUGAGGUGUUACCAUCAAGAGAGGAAGCAGAAAGCUUGAACCUUUCAUACGCAUCAUCAACAACGUUGGAGAACGGAGAAACUUUGUGGGUUGGAGUGGCACGAGCGGACGGUGCCAAGUGUGAAAGGUGUUGGAAUUACACUCCAGCUGUGGGAACUUUGGAAGGGCAUCCCGGUUUAUGUGAGCGUUGUUACGGCGUCAUCUCCCAAUAUCCUGUUCAAAAGACCCAUGUGGCCGUUUGAGGGCUUCGAUUUUUUAGAUGGUGCAGUUAUUCUACCUCUAAAUGUGUAGAGCUAGGUUUGAUAUCUGCAUGAUUAUACUCAUCUCAGGAACUGUCAUGAAGUUGUCAACAAUUUAAAUCUGAAUGAACCUCUGUUCAUGUUUUGGUUUCCUAGUGCCUUCAAAGGGUUUUCUAUUGCCA
Physcomitrium patens is the source of this 3675-nucleotide messenger RNA. RefSeq names its product isoleucine--tRNA ligase, chloroplastic/mitochondrial. Gene Ontology annotation, biological process: isoleucyl-tRNA aminoacylation; mitochondrial translation. Gene Ontology annotation, molecular function: isoleucine-tRNA ligase activity; aminoacyl-tRNA deacylase activity; ATP binding. The record is from RefSeq and is a predicted model, not a curated record. Gene Ontology annotation, cellular component: mitochondrion. Lineage: Eukaryota; Viridiplantae; Streptophyta; Bryopsida; Funariales; Funariaceae.